Messenger RNA from Macrosteles quadrilineatus (aster leafhopper), 635 nucleotides. RefSeq names its product AN1-type zinc finger protein 6-like. The transcript has 2 exons. Gene Ontology annotation, molecular function: zinc ion binding; DNA binding. The record is from RefSeq and is a predicted model, not a curated record. Bases 134 to 580 code for a protein of 148 amino acids. NCBI's taxonomy places the organism in Eukaryota, Metazoa, Arthropoda, Insecta, Hemiptera, Cicadellidae.
UCAUUUUGUUGCAAAAUCAUUUUUAUUCGUCGCACAUCAACAUUGGAACUGUGUUUACCUUUUAAAUUUGUAAAAUCGGAUCCGUUCAGUUACAUCGAAGCAUGUUCCAAUAAAUUUGAAGUUCGUAUAUAAGAUGGAGCGGGAGGCAACUUCUUUGCAGACACUGUGCCGCGGUGGAUGUGGCUUCUACGGCAGUUCCUCUACUGACGGAUUGUGCUCAGUAUGUUUCAAGGAAGCUCUAAAGAAGAAGCAACAGCAGCCUAACUCGUCCGGUACUAGGAUAUAUCAUCCUUCAAGCAACGCAGAACAGAAUUGCUCUUCAAAACCUAACGAGAAUCCCCAACUAUCUCCUGACUCUGGUGAUUGUAAGGCCGAUGAAAAGCAUAAGAGAAAUCGAUGUUCCUCGUGUAAGAAGAAGGUUGGUUUGACAGGGUUCGCAUGUCGAUGUGGAGGUGUGUAUUGUGGCGUCCACAGAUAUUCCGAAGAUCAUUCUUGUACCUUCGACUAUCGGGCUCUUGGUGCCGAGGAAAUACGAAGGAACAACCCUGUGAUCGUUAGAGACAAAGUCACCAAGAUUUGACUUGACACAAUAUGAGUUACUUGUCUCAGUUUGCGUUGUUACACUUUGGAUGUUA